This is a messenger RNA of Cuscuta europaea, 8137 nucleotides long. The record is from the annotation of a GenBank genome assembly. Lineage: Eukaryota; Viridiplantae; Streptophyta; Magnoliopsida; Solanales; Convolvulaceae.
CCGAGCUAGAAAUAAAAACUGAAAUAUGAGUAUUUAAUGGAAAAAUUACUAGUUUGAGACAGAUAGAUUCGAAAUUCAAUCCAAAGUAUAGAACUAGUAAUGUAAAAACUUCUAACACAUACAAUGCUUGCUCAAAAGCUAAAUUGAAUUGAAAGAAAUUGAAGAAACUGAAGCUUAUGCAUUUCCGGAGUCUUUUCUUAGUGCUGCGGCUCUUCUACGAGAGAAGAAAAGGAAAAUUGCUGCUUGAUCUAGUUGCUGUUGCGGCUGAAUGAAGAGAAGGACUAAAAUGCAUGUGUGGCUAUCUUCUACCUACGGCUGUUACGAAUGAAAUCCAUGCGACUGCUUUUGUGUUGGGCAGUGAAAGAAAAAAAACAUGAACUCGUAGGUGCUGCUGAUUGUCAAAGAGCUGAAGGAAUGGAAAAAAAUCCAUGCGGCUAAGUGUGAACAGUGGAAAGACACGAACUAGUGCGGCUAGGGUUAACUCAGGAUGAGAAAACCUUACUCUUGCUGGACUUUUUGGGCUGCUUCAGAUGAAUGCUCUUCUUCUUUUUUUUUGUUGGGCUGUUGUGCCAAAUUAAUCUUAACACGAUUCUCAAAAUGUCCGGGCCAAACAUAACAUGUUAGUCACCGUAAAACUCAGCCUUUAUAAUCACAACUCACCACAUCCGCUAAAAAUAUGUAAUUUACAAUCAAAUUACUCAAAAAAUGUCAAACUGCGUAGAAAAAUACUACACUGAAAAUGAAUGGCACCGGGACCGAAAUAUUACAAAUUUUCAUUCAAAACCCCCCAAUAGUCACCCGAUUAAUUAUAAAAAUUAGAAAAUUAACACCUAAAAUAUGGGUGAAAAGAUAGGGACGGAACGAGCCUAUCAACAGACAACCCUUUAUAUUUCGAAAAUACAACAAAAAUGAAGAAAACAAAAUCAAGAAAAGAAGAUCCGCUGCUCAAGUUAUUCAAUGCUUCUUGGUCUGCCUUCGUCGUUGUCUUCCCUUGAGGUUGCAUCCAAAAUGGCAACCACCGUAGGCCCGCCGUUGGCAAGCGGCGUAGGCCCGCCGUUGGCAACAUCACCGGUGGAAGAGGAUAUAAGCAAGAGAAGAUCCAAGAUUAGAAGAGAGAAAGAUGGUAAAAAUGGGAAGUCUUACGGAAAGGGAAAGAUUUUGUGAUGGAGAAGAAAGUGGAAGGAAAGGGGUGCGUGAAAAGAGGAGAGGGAGGGAGGAAGAGAGGUGGGGUGUAGGAGAGAGGAAGAGGGAAAAGAAAAGUGGGGUGGAUAUUUAUAUGGAGUACAAAUGGGGUAAGGUACCUAUAACAAAAUUGAAUUAAUUUACGGGUAACCAGAGAUAGAUUUCACAUAUUUCUAUAUUAGGCAUAUAAAAAUAUCGAAAGUGGUAGCUUUUAAAAUUGAAAAUUGCUUUUAUCGGAUAGCUUGAAAGAAACUGGAUAACAACAUUUGCUGCAUUUCACUGUACGCAAUGGGUUAAGGUUAUAUACAUUUUGUCUUAUUUUAAUUGGUCCAUUUUACAGUAUAUUGAUUUGUGUGAUGACUCUCAUCUAUCCUAUGGAUUCAGUAGGAUUAUAGUACCAAUUUAAUGUUUUUUGUUACUAUAUUUACUUCGUCGACCUAAAUCACUUUUAAUCUUUUUUACAUAUCAAACUUUUAUCAAAUUUGUUUUUCUCUUUUGCGACUUUUAAUGUAGUUUCUAAAUAUGUAAAUUUUGUUUGCAACACAUAAUUUGAGUGUGGACAAAGAUCUGUUUGUUUUAUCAUCAAUCAAACAUCGUAAACCGCAACGAGAACAUCAAAAUGAGACGGAGGGAAUAACUAUUUUUAAUUUAUUUUAUUUUGUUUUUGAAACUUGACAUAAUUUUUUUGGGAUUAUUAAAUAUCCAAUUUUAGAGAGCGUUUUCUAGAUGUAAGAUAAUUAUUCUGCAUGCGAAGUGUAUGGACAUUAAUUAAAGGGUUAUACAAUUUGGCUUGACUAUUUAAUUUAAGUUGUAGAAUAAUUUAAAAAAGAGAGAAUUCCCUAAAUAAGAGUAAAAAAGUUUUUAAAUUCCAAAAUAGGAGUAUCAUGUUUUUUAUUCCUUGAAUAGGAGUAAAUUUCUGCCAAGUUUGACAUUACUAGGCUUUAAAACAUGGCAUUUUUUCCCAAAUUUGGCAGAUUACUUCUAUUCCGGGAAUAAAAAACAUGAUACUCAUAUUUUGGAAUUUUAAAACAUUUUUACUCCUAUUUAGAGCAAUUUCUAUUUAAAAAAAACAUUUCACGCUGAUACGAAAUAUUUUACGGGAGGAUCGCGAUAAAAUACUUUGCAUAUUUUUUAUAAAACACUGCAAUUAGUAGCCAAAAAAUGUAAUGUAUUUUACAUACAAAAGUGAUUGCUUACUUAGAGUUUGAAUGGAAUCAUUUUGCGUGCAACAAUUUAUCGUGUAAACUACCAAAUGAGGAAGAAGAUGAAAUUGAGAAUAAUUUAAACACGAACAACAUAAGCACUGGAGAAGAAAAGAAAGGAGACAUUAAUAAAAUCAAAAAGAAAAAAUGAAUGGGCGAAUAGGAACAAAAGGAGACAACUUUUUGCACAUAAAGCGUACCUACAACAUCAUCUUUUACGGACUAGAGUAACAUGUGAUAAUUCGAUCAUAAUUGUACCAUUCACUAAUUUCCCCAGUUUCGUGUUCACUGAAUAUUUGAUAUGGAAAUUGGGUGAUGCUGAUGAUUGUAUAUUUGAAAGUGGUAAAAAACUUACGAUAUACUCGUACCUUCCUUGGCGCAAUUUGUAAUCGCACUUUUAUUUGGGACAAAACGAGGCUAGGGAGUUAUUUUAAGCAGAUGGCAAUAUGGCAUGGGCGGGAUAGACUAUGUGAAGUAGGGCAUAAUUCAAUUAUCAUUCGGCAAAUUGGAGCAGAAUGAAUGUGCGACCCACAAACAAUCAAACGAUUAGGAGGUGGUGGUUGAAGAAGAGUCAGUAAGUUUUUAAAUUAUAUUAAAACAACGAUUAGGAGGUAGUGGUUGAAGAAGAGUCAAUAAGUUUAUCAAUUCAGGGCCCGAAAGAUAGAUAAACUAUCAUUAUAGGAUCUGGAUGAUUUAACACUGAUGGAGUAUAUCCCCGUACACCCUAGGGGUACCGCGAUCGCUGGCAGAAAGCCUUGCGGGUCAUCGGGGGCAAGAAAAUACUAAGUCCGCACCUGGAUCCGACCCCGACCGCCAAGGUCGGGAAACAUCAGGCUCAGGAAUCAAGUAAACUCAGCAGAUAACAGGGUCCACCGACCCCGACCCCGACCUCGAAGUCGGGAAACAUCGAGCUCAGGAGCCAACCAAACUCAGUGAUCCAUGAGCCCGACCUCGGGACAUUCGAGGUCAGCAUCAAAUCUGACCUCAGAAGUCUUGCUCCAGGUCAACACCAAUCAAAGCACCAGGCGACCAAGUCACCUCCAGAGCGAGGACGGGAGACAGCAAAACGAGUCCUCUCAACAUGGGCCCGAGCCCCAAGAUAGCGACCUCAGUAACCCUCGAGGUCGGGGGAAACCACCCUGUACUUAGGCGAAAUCCGCAAGGGCUUAAGUCGUGAGGAAACAUCGCCACAUCACUCUCCGCACUGGUGGAAUACGCCAGAUUGUCUGCACACGACUACACGAGAUCUCUGGCAGGAAUUCUGUUACGAAGAAUAAACCAAUCAACCAAGCUAUCAGAAGUUCUCUCUCCAAUCAGCUUUCCACGUGGCUGCUCCCGGUUCAUUCAGUCUGGUAGUUUGUUAGAGUAGCUUUACACGUGUCCCUCUGUUCUCUUCUUCUUUGGAUUUUUUGGAUUUUUAUUAAUUUGGAUCUGUUGGAUUUGAAUUUUAUUUAUUCAGUAGUCAGGAAAUUUGAGAUUCAAAGUAAUCAAAAUUUAUAACAAGAUAUUCAAGUUCAGAUAUAUCUUCAUUUGAAACUUUAAAAAAUCAAAAUUUUAUUAAAAAAUAUGAUUGAUAAAAAAAUAGAGAACUAGGAAGAAGAAGAAGAAGAAGAAGAGAUUACAUACCUUGUCGCUGAUGAGUGCAGGGCUACGACAUGGCUACAACAGACGGACUGCGGUGCAAGGCCACAAUCGACGAUGGUGAUGAGUUCUACUAUGGAGAUUCAAUGUUGCCGUCCAUGGGAGGAAGGAUCGCAACAGUUAUGCAUCGGUGAUGUGGGUCUCUUUUUUAAUUAAGGGUAGUUUUGUCAGAUUACCUCUUUUUAGUCCUAUUUUUGUCAAAUAUAGGAGUCAUAUUUUUGCAAUUCUAACUUCUUUUAGUCCUAUUUAGGCAAAUCUCUCUUAGUUUUAUUGAACUAAUAAACUUUUGUAAAGACAAGUUUAUCAAAAGCUAGCAAUGUAAUUAAUAAAAAAUUAAAUAAAUCAAAACCUAUGAAAUAUUAGGUCCUAGAUUGAUAGUUUUCCAUCAUUUAAAAUUCCUUUCCAAGUUCCAAAGAGUAGUUUUGCGCAUCUUAUGAAAUGUAUAAUGAUAGUCUCAGAUAGAGGUAAAAGUCUAGGGGAGGGGGGGUGAAUAGACUUUUAAAGCUUUUUCAACUUUAAAAACUUUUCCCUACUAGAUGUGAUGAUCUAUGAUCUUUUGGGAGAUUAUAGAUACGCAACGGAAGUCUUGACCUCUAAAUAAACAGUGUAUAAUAACUUUCUAUGUUUGAGUGGAGUUUUGGACUUAUUUAAGUGAGCAGUUGACUGGGUGGCUGAGUGGACUGCAGGCAACUGCUGAGUCAGCUGCUAAGGAAAGAUGAAAGUAUGAGAAGCUAAUUAUAGAAUCUUACUCAGAAUGAUGAGAGCUUUCUGGAAAUGUGCUGAGCUGAGUUGAAGUGAAGGUUUAUGAGAGCAGUUGAGUAAUGAGAGCAGUGUCUGACCAGGGAACUGGUGAGGCACCUGCUGAGGCGCCUGCUGAGGCACCUGCUGGGGACGUUCGUCCACCUUCACACCUACGGGUUGAACUGAUUUAAUCCUCCCGGGGGCGUUCGUCCACCUUCAGACUGCACCUGCAGGUUAGGCCCUAAGGCCGUUCGUCCCCUUUACAAUAUCACAAUUUAAAGGAUGAUUUUCAGAAAUCUGAUUGCACAAGCCUUUUUGUAAUGAUCUUGUAAGGCUCUUGUGAUGUUGAGAUGUCUCAAAGAAAGUAGAGAUGGGCAGUGGGUCGAGCAGCAAGCUAAGAUGAGGCAACUGCUGAGGCUACUGUUAAUGAAUUGCUUUCUCUCAAUAAGAAGAGUUUGGUGUGUGCUUUGUUAACUGAAAGUAAAUCAACACACUAUGUAUCCAUGUUCAGAGGUGGUGUAAUCCUCCUACGUCCAGUCCCACUCUUUCAGAUGGAUUUUCACUAAAGUAUGAAGCCCAAACACACCACAAAAGCGACCUAGCUUGAAGGUGUUUCACAAAGAGUACACACCACUCCAAGGUACUUAGUCCUUAGGUUUUUCUCGAUUGAUCCAGUGGGGAUCAAAAGGUACUCUAUCCUAUCUAACCACACUUAGGACUUGAACAACUGUGCUCCUAAGUGUUUACAACAAUUUAUGAUAACCACAAGAAAAUACAAUUCCAACUAAAAACUAAACUUCCAGAAUCUAGCAAUGAAAAGCUCUAACUUGGAAGUUUAGUGAAGCAUAAGUCUAAGUAGAGAGCAAAGUUAAACAUGCACUUUCUCUUUUGCUAGAUAUCUCUUGAAUGCUCAGUAAGAUUUUCUCUACUUAGAAGACUCAAAAACUUACCUUAGAACUCAUGCUUCUGCCCAUAUUUAUAGGCUUCUCCAGUUUGAUUGAUCUCAUCCAUUGGUUAAGAUGAGUCAAUCUCUGACGUUGAACGUUUUGACCUUUGUCUUCUUGUGCUGGAGCAGAUAUUUGUGAUUUCCUUUGUCUUCACUGAUGAGCCGCUAAAAGAUCACAUCAGGAUCAAUUUGGUGAUUCGUUAUAUGUGUCCCAUGCUCGAGGCCCCAUGUACGUUUUAGCAUUAAAUGCCUAUCAAAUUUUGUCUUCAAUCAUACACAUCCAAUGUAUAUGAACAUUUUUGUGAUGAGAUUAAUUUUUGUGUCAAAUAAAUUUAUACUGGUAGGAUUUGAAUAUCCUUUUAAGAUAAAUAAAAUUUACCUUAUUGCAUUUUCAAUUUCCAUCAUAAUUUAUUUGUCACAAAAAUUGUACAUUUGAUUUUUGUGAAGACGUUCGUGCUUUGAUGAAGGACUGUGUAUUGGCGCCUGCCUGAAAAUGAAGGACGGCGUUUGAGGACGUUCGUCUCCUGAUGACGACGGCACUGAUGAAGCUGUUCGUCAUAUAAAGAACCAAUCUUUGACGCUGCCUUGAAGUUGAAGGAUGGCGUUGGGGAUGCUCAUCCCCAGAUGACAACAGCGCUGACCAAGCUUUGUCAAGCUGAUGAACUCGUUCAUCAUAUAGAGGACCAAGCUUUGAAGCUGGUCUGAAGUUGAAGGUGUUGGGGAUGUUCGUCCCCAGAUGAUGAUGGUACUUAAGUCGUUCAUCAUUUAGAGGACCAAGCUUUGAAGCUGGUCUGAAGUUGAAGGUGCUGGGGACGUUCAUCCUCAGAUGGCGAUGGUACCUUUUUUGAAUCUACCUUUUUUGAAAGGUGACUAUCAUUCGUUUACUUUUUUCUUAUUCAAAAACAACCAUAUUUAUGAUCGUUAAGUCUCAUUCGUCAUGUUUACUUUAUUGAAUAUUUAUGAUCCUGCCAAUUGGGGAAUCUAGAUACCAAAACUAGAAACAUUAUCUUCUUGAUGUUAAGUCUAGACAUUUUAGCCCUUUGUCCUCGAUAUUACAAAAAUGAAGAUAAAAGACAAACAAGUGACAUCUUUUUUAUAUUUUCAAAAAUGUCACCAACUUCACAAUUAUAACCUGCAAUGACAAAGUGCGUUCGGCCAUAGUGACUCCGGGCACAGUGACCAAAUUACCAACUAUGUAUUGACUUUCCCAUCGCACGAAUUAAUGACUGCCGCCGCUCGGAUUAGUGACUGCCGCCGCCCGGAUUAAUGACAGUCAUCGCCCUAUGGCCAGUGACUGAGGCUUGCCCCCAGUUGGUGUCGCCCCACCGGGCAGUGCAUGUCGCCCACGCCCAACUACACCCCCAGUCAUUGCCAGCCCUAUUAUAGUGACAACACCACCAUCAGUGGCACUGCCACCACCAUAGUGAUGCCACACCACCGCCACCCAUGUUCUUCCAUAAACACCGCCCAUGUCCUGGUCGUGGCCCCCCUCCCAAGCCAUCACCACCCCUACCCCAACCCUGCAAAUCAGACCCGUCACUGCCCACCAACCCUACCAGCAUGUCCCUUAGCCCUACACACCAGCUCCCAAGCCUCCACCGGCCACCCGCACUCCCUAUCCCCAGCCUUACCAGCUUGCUCGUAGCCCUACGCACCAACUCCCAAGCCCCCACCGGUCACACCCCACUCCCUAUUCCCAGCCCCACCUCAUGUCCUUCGCUGAGGCCCUAUUUCGAAAUUGACAACGGCGGAUCCGACAUCAGGAACCCCAAAUCCGAGUCGUUGCACGUUGACGUUAGAGAUCCGGCACCGGCGGCCCCAAAUCAGAGUCGUUGUCCAUCGAGGAUGACAGAUAUGGCUAGACGUCUUUUGCAGAAAUCAGCGCCGCGCUCGCCAUUCCAAAAGGAACUGCGAUGUGUUCCCCCAGAAUCGUUGCCCCAUCAAUUUGAAUGGAAGGAGAAGAAGGGAGAUUUAGAAAAUUUGACGGGGAGAAUAACUUACUUGGUGUAGUCGCAGGCUGCUCUAGAUGGAUGUGGCUGCGGCGGGAUGUGGCGGGAUGCGGAAGGAAUAGUACUUGACCGGUGGAGGCCUGAUGAAGUCGACAAAAUUGUAUGGUGUCGUGGGGAGGCAAUGGAGCGUCACGGCCACGUCAUAUUUUUGUAAAAUAUUAAAAGGGUCUUGUAUUUGGAAUCCAAAAGUCUAUGACUCAUACGUGGGUCAUUAUUCGGACAUUUCAAAUAUUUAUUACACUAGAAAAAUGAAAAAUAAGGAAAGUGAAUUAAGCAUAGAGGCCGUUUGGUAACAAUGUUUCUCGGCUUAUCAGGUUUAUCAGCCAACUUUUUCACCAAACGCGUAAUUUUUGCUUUCGCGCGCUGAAUUGUGCAAUAAGCAGAAAAAGUAAGGUUGGAGUUACUUUUCUGGCUGU